UAUAGAGAAAAGAGAGUACAAAGUAGAGAUUACAAGAUCACUCAACUAACCUCUCAAAUAGAUCUCGCAAAUCUCACAAACUAAACCCUCAAAUAAUUGCUCAGAAAUAUCUCUCUUUUCUGUGCUCAAAAUCACCUUCAAGCUACCCCAAAAUCCAAUUCUAGCAAUUGGAACGAUAGAAAACCAUAAACAAAACGUAUUUCUAUUUAUAUCAAAUAGAAAACCCAAUCAGAAUAGGAAACCAAGCCUAGCCCAAAACCGCAUCGCGGUCGACCGUGGCCAAUCGACAGAGAACAAAAAACCACUACAGGGUCUCGCGGUCGAUCACCGCGUCACUCGCGGUCGACCGUAAAAAAUCCAAAAACUUUUCCUGUGUUCGUGCACGUUCGCGGUCGACCGCUGAGCCACUCGCGGUCGACCGGACCGAACUCAAAACUGUCCUCCUCUAUUUCCUGAACUUCGAUGUUUCCUCUUCACUCUGGGUCGUAAUCUCGGAGUUACAUCCUCUCCCACUUCAGGGUCACCAGAGACCGUCAUUAUUUAGACAGUUGUGAUUUAAUCCGAAUAUAAUUAAACAUCAUAUCAUCUAUAAAUUGCAUCAUUUCUACUUCUCACUCAAAAGCAAAUCAUAAUUUGCCACAGAAUGAUAAAAUUGUUAUAGCAGAAAAAGUAACUCUCCGUUUCCUAAUCUUAAUAACGGGUAGGAUGUGAAUCUGGUGACUCUGGGACAGGAAUGAUGGAAAUCAACGGGCGUCGACCGCGAACGUUCUUCGACCCCUGUUGGCACAAGACAGGGACUUGAUUCUCUGAUAUUUGAAGGAGCACUAGGACAGUGGACGGCCCGUCAAGUGCUGGCCAUGGUGGUUAUUGUACCGCCAACAGGCCCAACGACUUCCGAAUGCACUGACUAGGUAUCUUCAGAGAUUUUUAAGAUGCGUCGCGUUCACUUUGAUUUUCUUCUCCUUCCACUUUCCACCCAAAACAACAAAACAGAAGGUGCUUUUCCUUCGUAUUCUCUGCUUGCUUCCCAUUUUCUUGCGCUUUCACUUUCCUCCCAGUCUCCCAAAUGACGACGGGACAGUGACUUCCCUGCUCAUUCUCCACUUCCGUCCAAUUUCUCUCGACCCAACCGCUUCAUUUUUCCAUUCCAGGCCAUCACGUCAUUUUGGAAACAUCUUGGAGAAUUAUGCACAUCGACUAUAAGCCACAGCAAACAAAAGUCGCGCAUUAAUCGCAUCUUUACAUCUGAACAAGGACCUGAGGGUAGGACAUUGGGCGCAACGGAUUGCAUCACACGCAGAAAAAUUUCGUUGUAACUCGUCAAAACAAAACAAAAGACUCACUAAAAGUCAAAGUCUAGCACUCACAUCCUAAUCAGUGGAGGCUUCCUUUCCUCUUACCUAUAAUCUACUCAACAUUAAGUUAUUAAAGAUAAGAUCACCCACUUCUUUGUGCUCGUAAGAUGUUCAAAUUAUCGUCCAAAAGCAGCAGCACGAAAUUUUUGACCAUCUCAAAUCCCGUCUCAAUCAAAACAAUCUCUUAUAACAAUCCAAGAUCACCAACGGAAGCAAACAAAUCUCUACACUGAACAUGAGCCAAAUAACUGCUUGUCUUCUCUUCAUCCUGCUUGUCCUUGCUCAAGCCUAUGCAAGGGACACGAUAACUCCAUCCGAAUCUCUGAACGACGGCGAUCUGCUCGUCUCUUCCGACGAAACCUUCGCCUUAGGCUUCUUCAGCACGACGCCUGGUCACAAAUACGUCGGCAUAUGGUACAACAAUAUCUCUGUCAAAACUAAAGUCUGGGUCGCCAAUCGCCAGACUCCGAUCACAGACUCAAAUGUGAGCUUAGUCAUCACAAGCAACGGAACUCUCGCUGUCACCACUUCGAACUCGACGAUACUCUGGUCAGUAAACUCGUCAUCAUCGUCGGUCGUGACCAACCCGGUCGCGAAACUACUCGACACGGGAAAUUUUGUAGUUACAAGUAAUUCUUCUGAAGAAUCCUUCGCAUGGCAAAGCUUCGACUAUCCAACGGACACACUGCUUCCAGGCAUGAAGCUCGGGUACGACCUCCGCACGGGUCUGAACCGUAACCUGACCGCGUGGAAAUCUGAAACUGACCCGUCUCCUGGCGACGACUGCGUCGCCAUGAACAUCCACGGUGAUCCGGAGCUCACCGUCUUUUUUGGCUAUGUGAAGCGGUGGCGGUCUGGUCCCUGGACCGGCGAUGAUUUCAACGGGAUACCAGAAAUGAGCACCUACACAAAAACUGGAUUCUCAUUCAAAUUUGUCGACAACAGUAACGAGAUUUACUACAGUUACGACAUGUCAAAUAAGUCCAUUCUCACUAGGCUGAUGGCUAAUAACACAGGCAGAGUUCAGCGAUGGGUCUGGACCGGGCAAACUUGGAGUUUAUUCUGGUCCAUGCCAAAUAACGCUUGUGAGUACGGCAAAUGUGGAGCCUAUAGCACUUGUGACCCUAACGCGAGCCCAAUUUGCGCGUGCCUUGACGGGUUUGAGCCCAAGUCAAGUACGAACUGGAAUCUUGGAGAUUGGUCUGAUGGGUGCAUGAGGAAACAUAGAUUGGAUUGUGUGAAUGGGACAGAUGGGUUUUUGGUUGUGAAGAAGGCGAUGUUGCCUGAUACAUCGAAUUCGACAGUCGAUAGGAGUUUGAGUCUGGAUCAGUGUCGCACAACGUGUUUGAGGAAUUGCUCGUGCACGGGGUAUUCGAAUGCGGAUGUGAGAAAUGGAGGGAGUGGGUGUAUUAUUUGGAGCACUAAGAUUAUGGAUCUUAGGUUGUUUAGGUUGUAUGAAUACGGUGGGCAGGAUUUCUUUGUUCGUCUGGCUGCUCAAGAUAUAGAAAGUAAUUCUCACGAAAGCAAAACAAGGGUUGCCAUUAUAACAGUCUGCACUGUUGUGGGUUUCCUACUUUUGGUUCUUACCGGUUAUUGCAUAUUGAAGAGGAAGAAGAGUAGAGGAACAACAGUUCCAGUUUACUACUCGAAAACUGAUCACAAUAUGGGAGAAAGUAAUGGAGGAAUGAAGGAUGUAGAGCUUCCUCUGAUCGACUUUGGUACUCUGAUGACCGCAACAAACAACUUUUCAACAGAAAACUUGCUUGGGGAGGGUGGAUUUGGUCCCGUUUACAAGGGUAAAAUAGGAGCUGGACAAGAAAUUGCUGUGAAAAGACUGUCCAAAGAUUCAGUGCAGGGCAUUGACGAGUUUAAGAAUGAGGUUAUGCUGAUUGCCAAGCUCCAACACAGGAAUCUUGUUCGGCUUCAGGGAUAUUGCAUUCAAGGGGAAGAAAUAAUGUUGAUAUAUGAGUAUAUGGCUAAUGGAAGUCUGGAUGCUUUCUUAUUUGACAAAAGCAGAGGAACAUUGCUGGAUUGGAAAACACGCUUUCAUAUUAUCGCAGGAGUCGCUCGAGGACUUCUUUAUCUGCAUCAAGAUUCAAGACUUAGAGUUAUUCACAGAGAUCUCAAAGCAAGCAACAUUCUUCUUGAUAAAGACAUGAAUCCUAAAAUUUCAGACUUUGGAAUGGCAAGGAUUUCUGCAGGUGAUGAGAUAAUCACUAAAACAAGAAGAGUAGUUGGUACAUAUGGAUACAUGUCGCCUGAGUAUGCGAUGGAUGGAAUUUUCUCCGUGAAAUCCGAUGUUUAUAGUUACGGGGUUUUGGUACUUGAAUUAAUAAGCGGGCAAAAGAAUAGGGGAGUUUUCCUCUCCCAGCCUCAUCUGUACCUCCUAGGAAAUGCAUGGAAGUUAUGGAAUGAAGGGAGAUGUCUUGAAUUGAUCGAUCCACUUAUCAGCUCCUAUUUUUCCCAAAGCGAAGUAAUGAAAUGUAUUCACAUUGGACUUCUAUGCGUUCAAGAAUGCCCAGAAGAUAGGCCGACGAUGCAAUCUGUGGCUUUUAUGAUCGAUAGCUCUGAUCCUUCACUCCCUAAACCGAAGAAACCCGGUUUUAUUGCAAAAAGAGACUCAUCUGAAUCGAGUUCAUGUUCAACUAAGAAAGAGCUGUAUAGUGUAGAUGAUGAAACGAUUACUGCUGUAACAGGCCGAUAACAGAUUAUGUAUGUGGCUAUGUGCUAGAUAUCAGUAAGAUUCUGUAUGGCUGAGGCUGUUUUUAUUAGACACAUGUAUUGGAUUAAAGAGACAUGAGGAAAAACACAAUAGAGGAGAAUGAGGAGGUUUCAGGUUUUAAAUCUUUGUUUACUAACAAUGAAAAUCCAGAACAAGAUAUUCUACCAGUAUGAGGGUCUUCAAAGGUGCACUAACAGUGAAUUGGUGGAACUAUGUGGAAAUGGAAAUCUAAAGGCAAGAAUACAAGGAUGAAAGAUCAUAUCAGAUUUAUGCAAACUUCAACCAACUGAACACGACAUCAAUGAAAUGCACGACAACACCAAACAACUCAAUGAAGAUCUGGAGGAUAAAGAACUUUUCCAGCACAAGUAUCAAUAGUCAGUUCUUAAAAAGUACUGUUGAGAUGCAUUCCACAUAUAUGUGUGCGUGCGUGUGUGUGUGGUGUAGUUCAUUCUAGACAAAU
Messenger RNA from Asparagus officinalis (garden asparagus), 4540 nucleotides. RefSeq names its product G-type lectin S-receptor-like serine/threonine-protein kinase At4g27290. Gene Ontology annotation, biological process: protein phosphorylation; recognition of pollen. Bases 1591 to 4059 code for a protein of 822 amino acids. The record is from RefSeq and is a predicted model, not a curated record. NCBI's taxonomy places the organism in Eukaryota, Viridiplantae, Streptophyta, Magnoliopsida, Asparagales, Asparagaceae. The transcript has 7 exons. Gene Ontology annotation, molecular function: ATP binding; protein serine/threonine kinase activity.